AAAGAUAUCGAAGGAAAAGUACUGGGAGGAGAUGGUGAGAAUAUCUAUGGAGGCAAUAAGCGAACUCUGAGGCGAAGGGUUGAGAUUGUAAAACAGUGGCAGUCUAAACAUUUUCGUGAGGUGGGUAAGAAGGUCAUGGAUGAAUCUAUGAGGCUAGAUAAUGAUAAUACUUGCACCUUGCAUCAGAUUGUGGAAGAUAUGCUCAAAGAGACCAUAAAUGAUAUUUCACAAAUAGAUCUUAAUGGAGUA
Messenger RNA from Funneliformis mosseae, 249 nucleotides. The record is from the annotation of a GenBank genome assembly. NCBI's taxonomy places the organism in Eukaryota, Fungi, Glomeromycota, Glomeromycetes, Glomerales, Glomeraceae.